Drosophila ananassae is the source of this 556-nucleotide messenger RNA. RefSeq lists its product as uncharacterized. The record is from RefSeq and is a predicted model, not a curated record. The coding region runs from base 128 to 493 and encodes 121 amino acids. Lineage: Eukaryota; Metazoa; Arthropoda; Insecta; Diptera; Drosophilidae. The transcript has 2 exons.
UGUUUGCUUCUAGAUACAUUUUAAGCAAUACCCUUUACUUUAAUUUCAAAUUUGAAAAGAGAAACUAACUCAAAAAUAUUUGUUACAAUUAAGCUUAUAUUUUCCUAUAAAAAGUAUCACUUCCAAUAUGAGCUGUCGUUCCAAUAACUCUGUAAUGGCCAUUGUGGAAAGGACACAGAAGUGUUUGUCAGAAACCUUUGCAAAAUAUCAGCAAAAAGUAAGCCAUGAAGCCUGUGAAGCCGUUCGUCGGGUGAUGAGCAAAGAUCCUCCGAAUAUUAUGGAGGCCUCGAAUACCUGUAGGCUAUUAUGUCGAAACCGUAAAAAACUAAGAAAAGAAGGGUUUCUCUCCGUAGCUUUGUUCCUUACAAUACUUUUAUUUUUCUUGCUGGGAUUGCACCUGGUUCGUGUCUAUCAUCGCACCUGUGCCUAUGGAGAGGGAGGAUGUUUGUCAACGGGCUUCUGGUUCUACGAAGAGUGUCAGAUAGUCACAUGAAAAAAAAACUUUCUUAGUUUGUUUAAUUUAUUAUUGACAAUGAAGAGUAAGCUAAUCAGAGCA